Messenger RNA from Capsella rubella, 1678 nucleotides. Its product is annotated as cytochrome P450 71B14. Gene Ontology annotation, molecular function: oxidoreductase activity, acting on paired donors, with incorporation or reduction of molecular oxygen; iron ion binding; monooxygenase activity. The record is from RefSeq and is a predicted model, not a curated record. NCBI's taxonomy places the organism in Eukaryota, Viridiplantae, Streptophyta, Magnoliopsida, Brassicales, Brassicaceae.
CUCUCCAUCUCUCCAUCUCCCUCUCCCCACAGUGUUUAAGUGUCUAUCCCUUUUUGUGUAGGAAGCAAAAUGAUGAGUUUGUGGUAUAUCAUUCUUGCAUUCGUCUUCUUUGCAUCUGUACUCAUUGCAAAGAACACGAGAAAGACUAAGAAGAAUCUACCUCCCGGACCACCAAGACUUCCUAUAAUUGGUAACUUGCACCAAUUAGGAUCGAGACCUCAACGUUCGAUGUUCAAAUUAUCUCAAAAAUAUGGACCUCUUAUGUCCUUGAAGUUUGGAAAUGUGUCUGCUGUUGUGGCGUCAACUCCGGAGACAGUGAAGGAUGUCUUAAAAACGUUCGACGUAGAAUGUUGCUCGAGACCUUAUAUGACUUAUGCUGCAAGAGUCACAUACGAUUUAAAAGAUCUCGCCUUUUCUUUCUAUACCAAAUACUGGAGGGAAGUGCGAAAGAUGACGGUGGUUGAACUGUACACCGCGAAAAGAGUAAAAUCAUUUCAACAUGUAAGACAAGAGGAAGUUGCCUCUCUUGUCCAAUCCAUCAAAGAAUCUGCUUCUUUGGAGGAAGUGGUUAACUUGAACAAGAAGUUAGUGAAACUCUCUGGGAGUGUGAUUUGUAAAGUUGGAUUUGGGAUAACUCUCCAAGGAAGCAAACUUGAGAAUGCUUAUGAGGAAGUCGUUCAAGGAACAAUGGAGGUGCUAGGGAGCUUUGCAGCAGCCGAUAACUUUCCAGUUGUCGGUAAACUCAUAGAUAGGAUAACAGGGUUACACAGCAAAUGUGAGAAGGUCUUUAAGGCAAUGGAUUCAUUUUUUGAUCAAUCUAUAGAGCAUCACCUAGAAACCGAUGAUAUCAUUGAGUUGCUCCUCAAGAUGGAAAGAGGAGAGACUGGACUUGGAGAAUAUCAACUUACUCGAAACCACACCAAAGGGAUUAUGUUGAACCUUCUAAUUGCUGGAGUAGACACUUCUGGCCACACUGUGGCAUGGGUGAUGACACAUUUGAUUACAAACCCAAGAGUUCUAAAGAAAGCGCAAGCUGAGGUAAGAGAAGUGAUCAAAAACAAAGACGAUAUUAUAGAAGAAGAUAUAGAACGACUCGAGUAUUUGAAAAUGGUGAUCAAAGAAACAUUAAGGAUAAACCCACUUGUACCACUACUAAUUCCAAGAGAGGCUUCAAAGGAUCUAAAGAUCAAAGGUUAUGACAUUCCAAAGAAAACAUGGAUCUAUGUUAACGUAUGGGCUAUUCAUAGGAAUCCAAACGUUUGGAAAGAUCCAGAAGCUUUCAUCCCGGAGAGGUUUAUGGAUAGCCAAAUUGACUAUAAAGGUCUAGACUUUGAGCUUUUGCCCUUUGGUAGCGGAAGGAGAAUGUGUCCUGGUAUAGGAAUGGGUAUGGCUUUGGUACAUUUGACUCUUAUCAAUCUUCUUUACCGUUUCGAUUGGAAGCUUCCGGAAGGGAUGGAGGUAGAAGAUGUCGAUCUUGAAGAAUCGUAUGGACUUGUUUGUCCUAAGAAAGUUCCACUUGAGCUUAUCCCUGUCCUUACCCAAUGGAGUUGAAGUCACAUCACCUUUUAAUUUCGUAGUUCAAAAUAAGUAAUGUGAAGUUCUUAUAUCAUUACCAUAUGACAAAAAUAAUGUGGAGAUCUUAUAACAUUACCAUAUCAAGAAAAUGUUUGUUCAAUCU